Messenger RNA from Penicillium soppii, 492 nucleotides. RefSeq lists its product as uncharacterized. NCBI's taxonomy places the organism in Eukaryota, Fungi, Ascomycota, Eurotiomycetes, Eurotiales, Aspergillaceae. The transcript has 3 exons. Bases 1 to 492 code for a protein of 163 amino acids. The record is from RefSeq and is a predicted model, not a curated record.
AUGAAUAGAAAUUUGCAGUUUAUGAUUGACAACUUGCAAACGAAAGGGGAUGGUGGAUGGAAAUUGACUAUGAAAUCGAAGAGCCAAAUUCCGUGCAGACGAAAUGAGAUGCUCAACAGGUUAAGGAAAUUCUUAAUGAGCAAUGUACUGAACGCCUCAGAUCUGUGCAACCCGAUAAGUUCUCCAAACCGCGGGCCGUCUAUUCACAGCGCAUAUCGUUUCCAACCCCGACAUUUGUUGCAGAACCAGACGAUGUCAGAGAUCACAGAUAGCCCAUCGCCGAGGUUCGAUGCAGCGCUGGGAAAUCUGCGGUCACAAGGAGGCGUGCUAUGCUGGGGCUGGAAAAGCUCCGUGGGAAUUGCCCGAAGAGAGAGGUCACGAAAGAUAACCGUCGGUCUCUGUUGGGUCUUUCUUUGGAGAAGUACCAGUCUGCAUUGUUCGCGGCACAACAAUAAUGAAGCAGUGAAGCUUGGUCUGGAUGUUGUGAUUUAG